CUAACUCGAAGACAUGAGGCCGAGUUUUACCUUCGCCAAGAGAUCCGUGAUAUUAAACAAUGCAGCUUCGGAUACUACCUUCUCUUUACAGAGAGAGAUGCCGGAGCUAUGCCCGGGGUGAGGCUUGAAGAAGUGCACAAUGACUGUUCUGAGGGAUAUUAGGCAAGAACACCACAAGGCUAUAAAAGCCCUCGUUGUUCAGCAGCUCUUCACUUAGGAUUCAAGGCAAUUCAAGGCAAUCUAUUUCAGUAUCUUAACACAUUCUAUCUUUCUCUUCCCGCACCUCUCCUUUCCAAACCGCCAGAAUGCGUGUCACUUCUCUCUCCACCGCACUCUUCGCGUUGGCUUCCACCGCUGUGUCGGCACCAACUGCUGAGAGCUCGUCUCCUGGUCUUGAGGUCAAGCUGACCCAGAUUGAUAACACUCGUGUGAAGGCGGUUGUCAAGAACACCGGCAGUGAGGAAGUGUCCUUUGUCCACCUGAACUUCUUCAAGGAUGCUGGCCCUGUCAAGAAGGUUUCCGUCUACCGCGGCCAGGAUGAGGUCCAGUUCGAGGGUAUCAAGCGCCGCCUGAGGAGCAGUGGCAUCACUAAGGAGGCUGUCACUUCUCUUGGUGCUGGUGAGACUCUGGAGGAUGAGUUCGAUAUCGCCUCUACCAGCGACUUGGCAACCGGCGGUCCCGUUUCCAUCCGCAGCCACGGAUUCGUUCCCAUUGUCGUGGACGGCAAGAUCACCGGCUACAUUCCCUACAAGUCCAACGACCUGACCGUCAAUGUUGACGGUGGCAAGGCCGCCAAGGUCACCAAGGCGCUGUCGCAGCUCACUCGCCGCACCGAGGUCACUGACUGCAAGGGUGACGCCGAGUCCGCGCUGACCACUGCCCUUUCCAACGCCGCCAAGCUGGCUGACCAGGCUGCCGAAGCAGCCGAGUCCGGCGACGAGUCCAAGUUCGAGGAGUACUUCAAGACCACCGACAAGCAGACCCGCACUACCGUUGCCGAGCGCCUGCGCGCUGUCGCCAAGGAAGCUGGCUCUACCUCUGGUGGCUCUACCACGUACCACUGCAACGACCCCUACGGCUACUGUGAGCCCAACGUUCUGGCUUACACACUGCCCUCGAAGAACGAGAUCGCCAACUGCGAUAUCUACUACUCUGAGCUUCCUCCCCUGGCUCAGAAGUGCCACGCCCAGGACCAGGCCACUACCACUCUUCACGAGUUCACUCACGCCCCUGGCGUCUACCAGCCUGGUACUGAGGACUUGGGCUACGGCUAUGAUGCUGCCACUCAGCUGAGCGCUCAGGAUGCGCUGAACAACGCUGACUCCUAUGCCUUGUACGCCAAUGCCAUCGAGCUCAAGUGCUAAAUGUGGAAUGAUACCUCAUAUACUCUGCCUGGCAGAGAUUGUAUAUAUGUCCUAUAUUCUAGGCUAGAGGCGUGUCUGUGACAUGCACUGUU
Molecule: messenger RNA, 1456 nt
Organism: Aspergillus pseudotamarii
Lineage: Eukaryota; Fungi; Ascomycota; Eurotiomycetes; Eurotiales; Aspergillaceae
Product: neutral protease 2
Exons: 3
Coding region: 306-1364 (352 amino acids)
Biological process (GO): proteolysis
Molecular function (GO): metalloendopeptidase activity
Source: RefSeq, a predicted model, not a curated record